AUGCCAGCGAUGGCUGCAGAUGAGAUUGUUCGAUUCACGAACAAGUCGAAGUUCUCCGUAGCGGGCGGGAUUGGGUGCGGAACGCCGAUCGGCGCGCUGGUAGCGUUACUUCUCCAUGGGACGCAGCAGGAAGUACCGGGUGCUUUGCCGGUGUGGGAGCGGUUUAACACGUACUGGCUGUCGAGGCGGGUGCCGGUGCACGUCGUACGCUACGAGGACCUGCUUUCGGACCCCGAGGCGACACUCUUAGGUCUCGUGUCCUUCAUUCACGACGUGUCCGGGACAGAAGCAGCCGAGAGGUACGGCGACCGAAUACGCGGCGCUCCGGCCGUUUUGAAUGCGGGCCGCAGGCGAAGCAGCAAGAGCGGAGAGGAACCACGUUGCACCGUUGCUGCUGCGCCAGAGGGGACGGGGAUUGUCCCCCCCCGGCGGAACGGCCGCAGCGGCGGUGAUGUUUGUGACUCAAUGAGCAACGACGACGACGACGACUACGGCACGACCUUAGAGACGCCGAGGAUGGGCGACGCAGCAACGUGCGACAGAGGUAGCCCGCCGGCGGCGGUGGGAGAGGGGAGCCGUGGUCGAGAAGCAGCGGCGGCGGCCGCUGCCAAUACCAGCGGCGGGGAGGCAGCGACCGGCGCUGCCGGCCGAAGCGGUCUGUACCGGCCGAGGACGUCGAGGAGGGGUGUUGGAGGCAGUCUCAGGAGGCGUUAUAGCCAAGAGCAGGGUUUUCCUCCCGCCGUGAGCUCCUGUUCUCUUCGGCUGGACCGUCUCCAAAGCCUGUACGCUACCGGUGGCCCCGACACAAGCCGCGGCAGCAGCAGUGCUGCCCUUAGCUCCGCCUCCGGAAUCGUGAACGGCGUCGAUAGGAAUGGAGUAACGGAAUGUCCGCCGGGGGAGAACGAGCGAGCUCAACGAGCACGACCGGGGGGCCCCACGGCAACUCUACGCCAGUCGGGCUGUUUCACAUCGUCGUAA
Molecule: messenger RNA, 978 nt
Organism: Ectocarpus siliculosus
Lineage: Eukaryota; Phaeophyceae; Ectocarpales; Ectocarpaceae
Source: the annotation of a GenBank genome assembly